UGUUUACACAGAGACACGGGUUUCUGGUGCUGUCGUCCCUUCAGCGUCCUCGGUAUAUCUUUGGUCACACAAGAGAGGCACAAAGCGGUGAUAAAGUUAGCAGUUCUGGGUUAAGAAGGACUUACUCUUCAUCAAGGCGAAGCAUACCUGUGCAUGUAUCUGUACGGUGUGAUCUCUACCAGUUCCACAGGUUGAAGUUUUCUCACCCUCUGAUAUCACAAGGCCCUCUGGUACAGAUCACAGAGAUGAAAGAGAUUCAACAAUUUUGUAAUUAAGAGACUUCUAACGACCCCAGCGAGGAGAUUCUUCACUAAAUAUUCACAGCCUUAAUUGUCCCUUGUCUGCCUGGAGUUAACGUCAUCGCUCAGUGGGCAGUGUGGAGGGGGUUCGCAGCGGGUGUUGAUUGUUAUAUAUAAUACGCAUACAUACAGGUAUCUCAGAUAAAAGAAUGCAGGAACUGGCCUUGACCCGUGUUGGCUAUUAAGCGUUUGACCGCAAUGUGUCCACUGCCAUUCUAGUUCUUACAUUGCGGAGAUUGAAAAAUUGUAGUCUAUAUUAAGUCAUCAUCAAGCACUUCGCGGUCUUAACCAAGAGACAGCAAAUGGCUAACGUCGUACAGAGUCUCUUCCAGUAUUUUUCAACUGCCGGCCUGCCAACAGUUUUGAUAUUCGUGGUAGUGCUGUUGUUAAGUCUGUGGAUGCUGUCGUCGAGGAAUCCUCGGGUGAACUGGCCGCCCGGACCUCUCUGUUUCCCCGUGGUGGGAUGUCUCCCACAGAUGAUGAUCAGCGGUAGGAGAAGACAACCUACGGAUCUUCUUCCAUGGUAUGAUACAUACGGAGAUAUCAUGCACGUCAAAUUUGGUGAGCAACACGCGAUAAUGCUGGGAACUUAUGAACUGAUCCAAGAGGCUUUCGUGAAGAAUGCAGCCACAGUCAGUGCUAGACCAACAUGGAUAUAUCGUUUGAGUCGAAUAGUUGGGAAGGACGGGGCUGGCGUUAUAUUUAAAUCCGGGCACGCAUGGAAAGAGCUGAGGAGAUUCACGCUCUCGUCUCUUCGAGAUCUCGGCCUCGGGAGAAAAAGUUUACAAGAAAGAAUUCAGGAUGAAGCUCGAUAUUUGGUACAAAACAUUGAAGAUGAAAAUGGGAAGGCUUUCUGUCCCACUGGAAGGAUUGGGAAAGCUGUCAGCAAUAUUAUCUCUAUCAUUGUGUUUGGAGCCAGAAAUGACUAUAAUGACACCCCAGAAAUGCUGCCAGUUUUGGAGCAAGCCAUAAGGACUGGCCAGGGAAUACUGUCCCUCACUAACUUGUCGCGCAUUUUACCGAUGAAAAAGGUAUUCGCUCUCAUUGACAAGCUAUAUAGUUUGAUACGACAAGAAGUCGAACGUCACCGCCAGUCCUUUGAUCCAGCUGACAUCCGGGACUUCAUUGACCUCUACAUUAAGGUCACACAAGAUGGACAUGAUCCCGAGGUCUACACAGAAUGGAACGUAUUUCGCAUCAUCGUUGAUCUAUAUUUGGCUGGCACCGACACAACAGCGAAUACUUUGAGAUGGUCCCUGGUUCAUAUGGUAAAUCAUCCGGACGUUCAGAAGAGGGUGCAACAGGAAAUUGAUCAGGUCAUAGGUCAAGAUCGCGUUGCCAAGAUGGAGGACAAGGAAAGGAUGUCAUUUACGGAAGCAACCAUCCUGGAGGUCUUUCGUAUGUCACCGGUUGCUCCUUUUGGAGUUCCCCAUGCCACCAGUGAAACUACCAACUUGGCCGGACACACAAUUCCCAAGGGGACCAUGAUACUGGGAGAUUUGUACCGGGUUCUCCACGAUAAGAAUAACUUCGAGGAUCCUUACAAGUUCAAACCAGAAAGAUGGCUGGAUAGCGAUGGGAAAGUGAUCAAGUCGGACAAACUGAUACCGUUUUCUAUGGGACCCCGUAUUUGCCUGGGCAAGGGACUGGCGGAAAUGGAAUCGUUCAUUUUCUUCACCACGUUGCUUCAGAAUUUUACCUUCAAAGUACCAGAAGGCGAGAAACCACCCGAUGGAGUAGAAGGCCUCAACACGUUCACUUUCACGCCAUACCCCUACAACGUGUGCGCUGUUAGACGCUAGAACGGAGAUACACUGUACCUUACUAUGAAUGUACCGGUUACUACUUGUACAUGGACAACAGUAUCUGUAUAAAUACAUCAGAUAAUCCGAGUCUGACACGUGACUGUCAGACUGACGGUAUCUAAACUAAAAUACUUCGUUUAGUCUCGAAAUGGUUUUCGUGCUUUUCCUCUUGGCAAUAACGUUUUUAAUGUAUCGCUGCAAAGAACGUCGUGCAGUUGUUUAAGUAUAUAUUGAUCAAUAGAUUCGUACUUUGAAAACCAUAGAUACGUGCACUGGGGCGGAUGAAGAUCCUUUUCUGCAAUGUGCCUGAAAGGAUUAUUCUUUUAAUGAGGCGGGGAAAGUUUGAUUGCUCCAAGAACUGUACACGUUACAAGUAAUAGUGCUCAUGCCAACUAGUGUACAGAGGUAUACAGUGUAUGUACGUAUGAGUAUCGUAUGUAAAACUGAUUAUACGCUUUUUUCAGCGUAUGAGAAUAAACGUAUAGCUAUAAACAG
Molecule: messenger RNA, 2599 nt
Organism: Lingula anatina
Lineage: Eukaryota; Metazoa; Brachiopoda; Lingulata; Lingulida; Lingulidae
Product: cytochrome P450 2J6
Biological process (GO): xenobiotic metabolic process
Cellular component (GO): intracellular membrane-bounded organelle; cytoplasm
Molecular function (GO): heme binding; steroid hydroxylase activity; iron ion binding
Source: RefSeq, a predicted model, not a curated record